AUGCCGCGAGUCCCCAAGAAUAGAAUAAAUACAAGACGAUGGGACAGCACCAACUCAGACGAAAGUAGCCCUACUUUUCAUUUCACUGGGAUAGCCGAGCUUAGCCUCAGCCUUACAUUCAUUGCUGUGGGGUUGGCGGCGGCCAGAAGCGACUGGUCAAAGCCAUGCUUCCAUGGGGAGUGUAAUUACGAACUAGAGCAUCCUUCCGGCGGGUUUGCUACUUUGCAUUUCUCCGGCGCUCCUCAUAUGAUGGCCGACAUCACGCCCGCCGCUGGCUGGGUGGUUCUUGAUUGCGAUGCCAACGCCCUUGAACAAGACAUCCGACUCGUCUGCGCCAACGAUGAGACAGAGUCGGAGAACUGUGCUCAUCUCUUCGCUCAGGGUGGCCCUGUGAACAAGGUCCUCCGGCUUCCGGAAAGUUGCGGCAGAGGUCCGUUUGUGCGCAUAGCGGAUGCGAAACUUGAUUCGGAUCAAUCUAUCCCUAUUCAUGCUGCCCACAAGAUACGUCGCCGCGACGGCGUUACACCUGAUGUCCACGUUCUCUCUGUGGACACAGCUUGGGAUAAGCUUGAUAGCGCGGGAGCCGGAGAUCUUGAGUUCUCCAUUGUAGGCUCUACCAUCCGCGGAGCGUAUAUCGACUCGAAUGACAACCUUGAGGAACGUGGCGCCUUUUCCGACUGGGUUGGCAAGAUCAUCUCGAAGUUGAAGGCAGCCGCAGGAAACGUGGUUGACGGUGUGGUCAAUGCCACGACCAUCGAAUCCGGAAAUAAGACCGAGAUCAAGACCAAUUAUGAUAACGAGUCUACGAUCGUCGACCUUUCCGCUGAGUGUGCAGGGAAGAAACUCAGUUUAACCGUCAAGACGUAUCUCAAGCUCGACCUUACCGGACACGUUGGGUUCGCCGCCAAGGGCUCGGUGAAAGACGGUGUCAAGGAAUUCGGUUCACUAGUUGGUUGGCACGGUGACAUCAACGGCGGUGUAAAGGUUUCGGCACAAGUCGCUGGGCCAAUGGACCACGAACAGACCCUUAUCCGUUAUGGUGUCCCUCCUUUUGACUGGCCUGGUGUCAUCUCUAUUGGUCCUCGAUUUGAAGUCCGUGCACAUAUCAAUGGAGCCCUCGACAUCACUGGCACGGCUGAUAUUGGCAUCAACUACAAUAUCAAAAAACUUGAGUAUGUUUGGCCUGGCAUGAAGGGCGAAAACGAUGGCCAAGAGGGCGAUAUCCAACCAGGGACUCCGAAGGUCAAUCUAAGCGCUAGCGGGUUGGUGGACGCCAAAUUGAACGUCACCGUGGGCAUCAUCCCUGCCGUAGUCAUCGGACUCGAGGGGUUCGCCGGUAAAGUCAAGGCUGCUGUCGCUGUCGAAACCGAAGGGUACAUACGUAUCUACGGCACUGGCAAAGCUGAAGCAGGCAUAACGAAGUCAGUCGAUCAUCCGAAAUCCCCCCGCCCUGGUUCAUCCUCCGGCAAAGCGUCGCGUCCUUCGUCGCCCAAGUCACCCUCUUCACCUCGAAAACACAGCAGAGAUCUCGCCACCGUUACGCCCAAGGCAGGCGCCCAAGGCUCAUUCGCCAUCUAUGGUGGCGUUGAACUUCGAGGAGUGGCAAUGGGUAAACUACCUAUUCUGAUCCCCGGUGCCGGUGCCAAAACUUCCAGAAAGUGGUGGGGUAAGGAGUGGACAUAUCUCGACACAGGCGUAGGGUCGGUUGGAAGUCUGAAAAAGGGGAAGAGGGAAAUCGAUGCCUCGGCUGCUAAAUCCCUUUCUCGCCAGGGGUCAACAGCCAGCAUCAAGUCAACCUCUAGCACGAAGUCGACAACCAGCACAAAGUCAAGUGGUUCAGGCAAAAAACCCGCUGAAGACGUCAGCGUAUCGAAUGCCACCGAUAAGGCGAAAACACUUGGAAGAAAGGCAACUGGAAAUGUCCGCCAGCCGUCGAGAAGAUGUACGAGAUGGUCUUCGUCGGCAAGGCUGAUAAAGCACCUAGAUGGGAGUUCGGCCAUAUCUACAAGGAGAACGUCGGUGUUGCUUAAAUUGGCAUGUUCCGACAGGUGGUUGUAG
This is a messenger RNA of Pleurotus ostreatus (oyster mushroom), 2058 nucleotides long. RefSeq lists its product as uncharacterized. NCBI's taxonomy places the organism in Eukaryota, Fungi, Basidiomycota, Agaricomycetes, Agaricales, Pleurotaceae. The transcript has 15 exons. The coding region runs from base 1 to 2058 and encodes 685 amino acids. The record is from RefSeq and is a predicted model, not a curated record.